This is a messenger RNA of Trichoderma atroviride IMI 206040, 996 nucleotides long. RefSeq lists its product as uncharacterized. NCBI's taxonomy places the organism in Eukaryota, Fungi, Ascomycota, Sordariomycetes, Hypocreales, Hypocreaceae. The record is from RefSeq and is a predicted model, not a curated record.
AUGCCUAACGUACUUGUUAUUGGACCCACUGGUUACGUUGGAUCUGCUCUCAGCGAGCAACUUAUCCGCAGCGGCGAUCAUUAUGUCUAUGCAGUAUCCCAGAGUGAUGAGGAAGGAUUCCGACUUGCCACGAGCGAAAUUAUUCCCAUCAGGGGCAGCCUCGACUCGUCCCAAACAGUAUUCGAACUCAUUACAUCCAACAAGAUAGACGUCAUUGUGGACACCUCCAGCUACAACGACAAAACGACGAAGUCAAAGCUGCUCAAAGUCAUUGCGGGUGCGGAGAAUCUUAGACAGCAGCAGCUGGCUAAGAAACAGUUGAUUCAGCCAAAGCUCGGAUUUGUUACCGUGAGCGGAAUCUGGACUCAAGGAUCGACUGAAGACCCUCAUGGCAGCUUUCAGAAAAUGGCGCCUGAAGCGAGUUCAGUACAGCCUGAAGAAGGCCUCGUUGAGUCGAAAGCCUUGUACGAGCAAGAGGUCCUCGCGGCUAGGAGUUCCCUUGACGUGGCUGUCAUUCAGCCAUCGUUUAUCUGGGCUCGUGGAGGCGCAGCUUGGACUCGGAUCCUGGGGCCCCUAGUUGAAGGAGCGCGAACCAGCACUACCGACACUGUGAAAAUUGCUGUUGACCCAGCAGAUCAGAUUUACUGCUUCACCAACAUUGACGAUGUUGCUACCGCCAUUGAGCUGGCGGUGAACAAGCUGCAGCUGAUCAAUGGAAACAGUGUUCAUCCUGUCUUCGAGCUUGUUGGGGAUCAGUUCCCUGUGGGCUUACUUUGCGAACGCGACGCGCUCUACUUCGGAUGCAAGGGCAAAGCAGAAUUGUUUAAGCCUGAGAAUACUGGAUUUCUAGACGUCAUUGGUGGAAAUCACAACGCCAAUCGAACAAGGGCGGAACAGAUUCUGGGAUGGUACCCUAAGAAGCGAUAUUUUUUGAGGGACACAUUUAUCUACGCGAACUCCUUCAUGGCAGCUUUAGCUCUUGCAAAGCUUAAGUAA